Messenger RNA from Toxorhynchites rutilus septentrionalis, 1575 nucleotides. RefSeq names its product carboxypeptidase N subunit 2-like. The transcript is spliced from 2 exons. Bases 127 to 1437 code for a protein of 436 amino acids. Lineage: Eukaryota; Metazoa; Arthropoda; Insecta; Diptera; Culicidae. Gene Ontology annotation, molecular function: protein binding. The record is from RefSeq and is a predicted model, not a curated record.
UCGUGGUAGUCAAUCGCGGAAUUCAGUUCAAAUACGAACAAACGCCAUAAUCUUCUCUAUAAAAGCAAUGACAGUGAUAAGAAAUCAUUUCAGUUCAUAAUUUCAGUUCAUCUUGAGCACAUCAAAAUGCUGUGUUCGGAAAGUUUAGCGACUCUUUUGUGUAUAAUAGCGCUGGGCUAUACGUCUGCCAGAGACUACAAGUGUGCAUUCGAGGGAAGUCAACAAUGCGUGUUUCGUGGAGUUCAGCUGAAAUCUGCAGAUCAACUAGCGUCAAAUACAUUCUCGUCAAGUGGAACCGCCCCACGAAAUGUGAAGUUUGCUUCAUCCACCAUGGCCGUAGUGCCAACAGCAGUCUUCCAGCAAUUUCCAAACGUUGAACAAUUGGAUAGCAGUUUCAGUGGAAUUAAGACUCUGAUGGGCGAUACAUUCGCCGAAGCCAACAAUCUGAGAGAGUUGAAUCUAACUGGAAACAAAAUCCCGUCUCUGCCGAAUAAUCUCUUCAAUGGGGCGAAAAAAAUCACCACGCUUGACUUUUCGCAAAACGAUAUCAGCGAGAUUCAGGAAAGCACAUUCACCGGAUUGAAUCAACUGAGGGUCUUGAAAUUAGAUAACAAUCAAAUAGCAACGCUUCCGGCGGCAGUAUUCAAUCCGCUAACAUCAUUGGAGGCGCUAGAUCUCCAAAGGAAUAUGCUAUCAAAAAUAGACGAUUCACUUCUGGCAAGUUGCACUUCUUUGAUAUCAUUGAAUGCUUCUCACAACGUUCUACAGAAAUUCGAGACGAAACAAUUCCUCAGAGAAUGGUCGGUAGAUGCCAUUGAUGUCAGCUUCAAUCGUUUGAAAGCUAUUAGCAUUCCUAAGAAUCUUCGCAAAUUGGUUGCCUCGAACAAUCAAAUUCAAUCGGUCCAAGUGUUGGGGAAAGAGCCAUCGCUUAUUUUCUUGAGAUUAUCGCAUAACAAAUUGACCAGUGCCGACCAAAUCCCCAGUUUCAACAAACUGGUGACCUUGGAUCUUUCUCACAAUCAAAUCGAGAGUUUCGAUUUCGGCUCAGUGAGCAAAUUUCGGAAUCUUAUUCUGCUGAAGCUCGACGGCAAUCGAUUGACAACAGUGUCCAACAGUUUAGUCAGCGAUGUAACCUACCUGAAGUAUGUUCAUCUAGCACACAAUCAGUUGACUCGGCUAGAUAUGGAAACACUGAGAACGCUCCCAAGAAUACUUAAACUGGAUCUUGGGUACAAUAAACUGACGCAGCUAGAUGCCAAGCACAUCAGUGACAGAUUUCCGGUUUUGGUACGACUCGUGCUCACUGGUAAUGACUUCCAGUGCGAUAAAAUUGCGGAUUUGGUUAAAGAGCUCAAAUACGCUAUCACCGAAUACAAAACCACUGCCGAUCAAUGUAAAACAGGGCAACGUUUGGUGGGCGGCAUUUGUUGCUCUUGAAUGGGGGUCGCUAUUUAAAAUCAACACUAGGAUUCGUCCCACGAGCGAAGUGUAAUGGAUGUUUAUAAACAUUGCUGAUUAUUGUAUUCAGUACUCGAUAAUCGCUUACUUUUAUAGCAAUAAACUGGGUUUUUCCAA